UUUAGCUCUUCAAGAAAACCAACUUUGUAUGAGAUCUUAGACGUAUCGGAAACAGCAACUCUUGGAGAAAUCAAGAAUGCCUUUAUAAAAAAGUCCAAAGAGGUAAUUCCAGAGUAUUAAAAUUUUAAGUUGUGUGUGUUGAUGUCAAAAAUGUGUGUAGUGUUAAAUACUAAGAAUGUAUCAUUAUCAGAGUUAUUAUCAGACAGUACUGCAUGUACAUUUUUGUAACAUUCUUUCUUUAGGCUCGCUGAUGUCACAUGUUUAAAUAAAGAUUACCGGUAUCUUAUCUUAUUUUACUGUUCAAUUGCCAGUCUUGAUUCUCAAUUCCUGUAUGAAUGAAGAAUUAAGAAUCAGUUUUUGAGAAUGAGGUAAUGAUUGAAUUUCACAAGAUAGAAGCAAUAUAUACCUGGAUUCAUCCAUGAUUGAUUUCUUGAUAAUUUUACUUUGACGUAACACAAAAUGGAUCACAAACAAAGCAAAGCUUAAGUACCAGCUGGCUUUGUGCUGUAUUUCACUGAUGCAUGAGAAGUGCUUUUACUAUAGAAAUCUUUUCUCUUAUAUUUCUUUCAGUCUCAUCCAGAUACAAAUCCACUCAAACCAGAACUCCACAAUACUUUUGUUGAGGUAAACGUUGAUACUUUUUAACACUAUUUUCUUAAGCCUUGGUAAUGAUGUACAUGUGUUUACAACUAUUUACAGUUUUGUAGUUUGAUUGAACUUUGUGUGGCCAAUCUUAAUGAAGCUGCUACUUAUCUCAUCCCUAAUGGUGGCAUUGAUUGGAAAUUUUGACUUUUUAGUGAUAUGUUCUGGCUGAAAUUCUGUGAAGUGUUCAAAUCUGUACUGGAAGUAACAAUGUAUUUUUUCCUUGUAGGUCAGUGAGGCAUACAAUAUAUUAAGUGAUGCAAGUAGCAGACGUGCAUAUGAUCUCUCACUACUCAGCUCUUUCAAUUCCUCCUCUUCUUCAAGAGGUAGUCCCUUUGGUUCUGUGCCACGAAACAGGUAGAGGUCUUAGACUUUAAGUUGAUGAUUCACAAAUUAUUUGAUCUUUUUAAUGCUGUUGUUGCUCAGCAAAUGGCAGAUGAUGUUGGUGUUUAAAAAGUUCAAUACAACUUUUUGAGCAAAGUGGCUAUAGAUUAUAAUAAUUACAGACUGUGCGAUUACUUGAACCAGGGCACUUGGAAGAAGAUGAUCCAACCACAACUUUUUUUUGCAAACGGACCAAUAAAAUUUAAGAUUGAAAUAUGCAACCGUUGAAACCUUUAAAACCAUUUUAACUUACCUGACCUCUCAGGAAACAGCCCUAGCAUUUUAUGAAUGUUACUGGUCUGUUUGCAAAAAAAUUUGAGAAUCUUUUGUUUUUAAAAAAUGUUGUGAUUGGAUAAUCUUCUUUCAAGUGCCCUGGUUUUAGUAGUUACACUGUAAGUCAAAUUUUAUUAUGUAAUUGGGAUGUGCUUAAGACUUAAAUUUUGUGAUUGCCUCUCGUUAUAUUAAAAUUCAUACUUGGCUCCAAUGCUUGGGGGAAUAAAACAACAACAGAAGUGUAUUAUUCAUUAUUGAGCCUCAAGAUGAUUUCUUUUGUUUUAUUCGCCCUUGCAGCCAAGUAUGAAUUUUAAUAUAUCGGAAUUGGUCUAUUUCGGUCUUUGAAGAAAACCAUUUCACCAUCCUAGAGUUAAAACAGUGUCCUCUACGAUGUCAAUUUGUCUUUACUUUGCAGUGACAAUUUUUAAGCUUCUCAUUGUAAGCACCAUUCACUCUUUGCAGGCAAUCUUCAUACAGUUACUAUUAUGAGAAGGCCACAAGCUCAUCAAACUACAGGUAUCCUUACUUUAAGUUACUGUAUUUACAUGUGUAUAAUGCGCACUUUUUCUCCCCUGAAAUCAACCUUCAAAUUUAUGAUGCGUAUUAUACACUUAUUCCAUUGUUUGGUCAAGAAAACAAAAGAAGACAAAAGCUUUGCAGUAACUGGUGUUUAAUACACUCAGUAAAGUAAACUACCAAUGAACUGUUUUCAAUUUUGAUCCAUGAAUAAAUUAAAAUGACUAUUUAAGAAACAGCUGAUCGAGGAAGACAACAUGUGAGAUUGUCACUAUAGCAAUUAAUCAUGGCUACGAAACUUACCACUGUGAAACGUCAAAGUUGCACUGUGUUCGACAAGUUAAGAAUAAUCCAGUUUGCAGAGCAACAUGGCAAUCGUGCUGCUGAGCAGAGGUACAUCCUCCCUCAUACAGGGUCCAGUUGCACAAAAGGUGGAUAAAGCUAUCGACUAAAUAUAUCACCAACCAACCUCAAUUCUCUCUAAGCAAUAUAUUUUUUUAUCAAUACAUCAUUGAGAGGAAUAUUGUAAGAAUUAACAAGAUAAUCAGCUAAGGGAAAAUACUUUGAUCUUCAAAGAAAUUCUCUCCACGAUAAGACUUUCCUUUACAUACUUCUAGUCGUAUCUCUUAAAAAACAUACAUCUACAAUGCCCAGUUUUAAAUUAAGGUCAAAUUUUAAAUUUUGGAUCCAACAAACAGUUUAAGGAAACAGAGGAUCGGGACAUCCAUGAAUAGAGGUCUAGGAGACGAAGAAAAUAGAGAAUCAGCUAAGGUUAAAAAAAUAUUAAACCUGAAUUAAAUUUUGACCUGUAACAUAGAUAAUAGGGUUUAACCCUUUAACUCCCAAUAGUGACCAAGAUCAAUUUUCUCUUGACAAUAUCCAUACACUGUUAAAAGAUAAGUUAUGAGAAUUAAUAAAAUGAUCACCUGAGAGAAAAUGCCCUGAUGUAUCAUCAAAUUCUCUCAACUAAUUCCUUAAGGAAAUGUAUGGAGAUCAGUUUGGAGAAUUUGUAUGUGGAUACUAGGGCUUAAAGGGUUAAAGGAUUAAAUGUCUCAUCAUUGUUGUAAUUUUUUAAAAUUAGAUUUUCGUUUUGAUCUUCAGGCAAUCAAGAACCUAUGACUUUACAGCACCACAUGUACAUGUAAACAGAGCUCAAAAACAGAAACACAACAGACUUAUUAUGUUGGGAGCUUUUGUCUUCAUGAUGACUGGAGCUACAGUUAGCUAUCUUAUAAUCAGG
Molecule: messenger RNA, 3055 nt
Organism: Porites evermanni
Lineage: Eukaryota; Metazoa; Cnidaria; Anthozoa; Scleractinia; Poritidae
Source: the annotation of a GenBank genome assembly